This is a messenger RNA of Saitoella complicata NRRL Y-17804, 326 nucleotides long. RefSeq lists its product as uncharacterized. The record is from RefSeq and is a predicted model, not a curated record. Gene Ontology annotation, molecular function: nucleic acid binding. The transcript has a single exon. The annotation marks the transcript as partial. Lineage: Eukaryota; Fungi; Ascomycota; Saitoellomycetes; Saitoellales; Saitoellaceae.
CAGAGUCCUACCCUGGCCGGCAUACUCACCUGAAUAUGAACUCCAUUGAGGAGUUGUGGUACCUGAUCUCCAAACGCCUGGAAAAGCGAGCUGGGUUUGCAAAAGACCUGGAUGAACUAUGGGAAUGGAUGUUGGAGGACUGGGAAAAGAUUCUGCUCGAAUACCUCCGGAAGCUCAUUGAAUCGAUGCCCCAGAGGGUGAAGGACCUUUACGAUGUAAAAGGGGGUCAUACAAGGCAUUCAGGUUUACUUGCGAGGGUAAGGAGGGGGUGUUCGAGGAGCCCGUGGAGCACUCAGGAAGGACCCCCGCGACUACUAUAGUUAGGG